Messenger RNA from Rana temporaria (common frog), 2158 nucleotides. RefSeq names its product protein phosphatase, Mg2+/Mn2+ dependent 1G (gene PPM1G). Gene Ontology annotation, biological process: protein dephosphorylation. The transcript has 10 exons. Gene Ontology annotation, cellular component: nucleoplasm. The coding region runs from base 69 to 1718 and encodes 549 amino acids. The record is from RefSeq and is a predicted model, not a curated record. Gene Ontology annotation, molecular function: protein serine/threonine phosphatase activity; cation binding. NCBI's taxonomy places the organism in Eukaryota, Metazoa, Chordata, Amphibia, Anura, Ranidae.
GCCACUUCCGUUUCCGGUCCGCUGUAUUAGAGAGCCGGGAGCCGCACACAGCCCGCACGUGUCCAGAGAUGGGAGCCUAUCUGUCCCAACCCAACACCGCCAAGUGCUCCGGGGAGGGGGGCAACGGAGGAGUCAGCUACGGAUACUCCGCCAUGCAGGGCUGGAGGGUGUCCAUGGAGGACGCCCACAACUGCAUCCCGGAGCUGGACGGGGAGACGGCCAUGUUCUCCGUUUAUGAUGGACACGGAGGGGAGGAGGUGGCUCUCUACUGUGCCAAGUACCUACCCGACAUCAUCAAGGAUCAGAAAGCCUACAAGGAGGGAAAAUUACAGAAGGCUCUAGAAGACGCCUUCCUCGCCAUCGAUGAGAUGCUGACUCAGGAAAACGUGAUCAAGGAACUAGCCCAGAUGGCCGGACGACCCAUCCAUGACCAUGAUGAUAAGAAUAAGGUGGCAGAUGAAGAUGAUGUUGACAACGAGGAGGCAGUUCUGUUACACGAGGAAGCCACCAUGACUAUAGAGGAGCUGCUUACCCGUUAUGGGCAGAAUUGUGGCAAGGCGCACCGACAUAAGUGCGCAGAUAAGAAAGAUCCCGAGGAGCCGGCCAAGGAGGCCAGUGUGAACGGAGAGCUGGAAUCUGAGAAGCAGUGCAAGAAUGGCAAGAAGGAGGAGGCCUCCUCUGGGAUCUCCUCAUCCUCUGAUGGAGCUGUAGGGGGCUCCUCAUCCUCGGAUGGAGCUGUAGGGGGCAGCAGUGCAGCUUUGGGGAGCUCCUCUAAGGCGGGAGAGGAGGCCGUGUCCUCCUCCACCGGAGAGGCUGGCCCAUCCUGCUCCUCCUCCUCCGCCCAGCCCCAGAGCACCGACAAGUCCAAGUUCUUCGAGGACAGUGGAGAGUCCGGGGCAGAAGAGGAAGAGGAGGAGAGUGAGGAGGGCAGCGAGGAGGAUUACAGCAGCGAGGAGGCGGAGAAUGAGGAAGAAGAGGAUAGCGAGGAGGUGGAGGAUGAAGAAGAGGAGGAGGAUGAGGAGGAUGAUGAAGAGGAAGAAGAGGGGAUGCUCCCAGGAAUGGAUGGAAAGGAAGAGCCUGGUUCGGACAGCGGGACCACAGCAGUCGUAGCUCUGAUCAGAGGAAAACAACUGAUUGUUGCCAACGCCGGGGACUCGCGCUGCGUGGUAUCAGAGGCUGGUAAAGCGGUGGAUAUGUCUUAUGACCACAAACCAGAGGAUGAGGUGGAGCUGGCCCGAAUUAAGAACGCAGGGGGGAAAGUGACCAUGGACGGCAGAGUGAAUGGAGGACUCAAUCUCUCCCGGGCUAUUGGCGAUCACUUCUACAAGAGGAACAAGAACCUUCCUCCAGAGGAGCAGAUGAUCUCGGCUCUGCCUGACCUCAAAGUGCUGACGCUGAACGAGGAAAAUGACUUCAUGGUCAUAGCCUGUGACGGCAUCUGGAAUGUGAUGAGCAGCCAGGAAGUGGUGGAAUUUGUUCAUGAGAAGCUUAAACUGCAGGAGCAGUCUGGGGACCCUGUCUGCCUGUCAUCCAUAGUGGAGGAGCUCUUGGACCAGUGCUUGGCUCCUGACACCUCCGGCGACGGUACAGGCUGUGACAACAUGACCUGCAUCAUUGUGCGCUUCAAGCCCUUCUGCCCCAGCAAGAGGAAACUGGAGGACGGGGAGAUGGGCAGCGCGGACUGCAGCGACAGUAAUAAGAAGGCGAAGAGGGAUUAGCAGGACGCUGCGGCGCCCUCAUUGGACUUUGAACACUCUACAGACUUUUACGAGUAUUUGUCCCUUUAAUUUUUUUUUUUUUUAGAGUUGGUUCUAAAGGCCGCUGUACAAAUGUGUUUCGAUGUUGGGUCUGGGCCAAAUGGUGCUCAUGUUGGGGAGGGAGGGUUGGGAGUCGGAUUGGGGGAGGGAAGGGAAAUGGGGGGCUCGCUAUCAAUUUGUGUAUAAUUUUUUGUAAUCAUUCCAUGAUCCCCUCCCGCUGGCCCUGGAACCUGUGGAUGAAUUUUAACAUGCCUUUUUAUAAACCUGUGUCUCCUGAAUCAAUCUGGCGCCGGUUGGGCGAUUUACGUCGGCCAGUAUGAACUGUGGAUGGCUGUGGUGGAACUCUUGAAUGAUGGCGGUGUAGCAAGUCCUGUGGCACUGGCAUUAAAUGGUUAAUGAGG